CUCUCUUCUCUUUGUCAAGUCUCAACACAUACCGUCUUCCGUAUACAAAGGGUUCACAGACACCAUCUCCUCCAUCACCAUCGCCAUAUAUAUAAAUAUUAUAUACACAUAUAUAUCCACUUUCACUUCCUCUGUAAAACCCUAAUUAUUGUUUUUUUUUUCCUUUCCCUCUCUCUCUCUCUCUCUCUAAAAUUUUCGAAUUUUUCUCUUUCUCUACAAUUCUCGAUUAUUUCACCAUUCGAUCCACUUCCUCAAACCCUCACUUUCUCUCUUUAACUCAACUCUCUGUCUAGAAUCGGUGACCUAUUCGCUCUUGAUUGCAAGAUCCAUUACUGAUUGUUUUCUUGUUUCGUCUUUCAAUCGAGGUAUUUAGGGUUUGCUAAAAUUCUUUUAGCGAUUCCGGUCAAGGCUGGCGGGUAUUUGGGUGAAGUAAAUGGCGGAUCCGCCGAGUAUCCGCCCACUGUUAAUCGCUGCUACUUUUUCUGGUUCUGGUCUUUGUUUCGAGGAGGAGGAGUUUAAAGGGUUGCAGAGUGGUCAGGAAAGAGAAGAGUGAAAAAGCAUGCUGAGCGUGCUACGGGUGCACCUGCCGUCGGAUAUUCCCAUUGUAGGCUGUGAACUAACGCCGUACGUUCUUUUACGGCGACCUGACAAGACCGUCACAACGGACGAUGUUCCAGAGUCGGCUCCUCUUGACGGUCAUUUCUUGAGGUACAAGUGGUAUCGGAUACAAAGUGAUAGAAAAGUUGCUAUUUGUAGCGUACAUCCGUCUGAACAAGCAACAUUGCAGUGUUUAGGCUGUGUUAAGGCCAAAAUACCUGUUGCCAAAAGUUACCAUUGCUCUCCCAAGUGCUUCUCUGAUGCAUGGCAGCAUCACCGUGUUCUACAUGACCGUGCUGCAAGUUCUGUAAAUGAAAAUGGAAACGAGGAGGAAGAGUUAUUUGGCCGCUUCAAUAGCUCUGGGUCUGGAGUUAUUAAUACCACUUUGUCUGGUUCUGCAUCAAGUGCCAGCUUGACAAAUGGUUCUGCACCUUUAUAUCCUGCAGCAGUUACUCAGAGGAGUGGUGGUGAAACUUGGUUUGAAGUUGGACGUUCUAAAACAUAUACUCCAUCAGCUGAUGAUAUUGGCCAUGUUCUCAAGUUUGAAUGUGUUGUGGUAGAUGCAGAAACUAGAGUACCUGUAGGACAUCCCAACACUAUUCUAACUUCCCGUGUUAUUCCUGCUCCCUCUCCGACUCCACGUCGCUUGAUCCCAGUUAGUGGAGCUGAUUUGAUGGGACAUUUAGAUUCAGAUGGCCGUCUUUCAUCAUCUGGAACCUUUACUGUCCUUUCAUACAACAUUUUGUCUGAUGUUUAUGCAACAAGCGAGUCAUACAGUUAUUGCCCCUCAUGGGCUCUUUCAUGGCCAUAUCGCCGGCAGAAUUUGCUGCGGGAAAUAGUUGGAUACCGUGCAGACAUUGUUUGUCUUCAGGAGGUUCAAAGUGAUCAUUAUGAGGAGUUUUUUGCCCCGGAGUUGGACAAACAUGGUUAUCAAGCUCUUUAUAAGAGAAAAACCAAUGAGGUUUACAAUGGAAAUACUCAUACAAUUGAUGGUUGUGCAACGUUCUUUCGUAGAGAUAGGUUUUCACAUGUCAAAAAAUAUGAGGUUGAGUUUAAUAAAGCUGCUCAGUCUUUGACUGAAGCUGUUGUUCCAAGUGCUCAGAGGAAAACUGCUUUAAAUCGAUUGGUCAAGGAUAAUGUUGCAUUAAUAGUGGUAUUGGAAGCAAAGUUCAGUAAUCAAGGAGCCGAUAAUCUUGGGAAACGCCAACUUCUUUGUGUUGCAAAUACACAUGUAAAUGUCCACCAAGAUUUAAAGGAUGUCAAGCUUUGGCAGGUCCACACUCUUCUGAAAGGAUUGGAGAAAAUAGCUGCCAGCGCAGACAUUCCGAUGUUAGUAUGUGGAGAUUUCAAUUCAGUCCCUGGAAGUGCUCCACAUUCACUUCUUGCCAUGGGAAAGGUAGAUCCAUUGCAUCCGGAUUUAGUGGUGGACCCUCUUGGCAUCUUACGUCCUCACAGCAAGCUUACACAUCAGCUGCCACUGGUCAGUGCUUACUCAUCUUUUGCUAGACUGGGCAUUGGUCUUGGUUUGGAACAGCAGAGGAGGAGGAUGGACCCCACAACCAAUGAACCCUUAUUUACAAACUGCACUAGAGAUUUUAUUGGCACCCUAGAUUAUAUAUUUUACACAGCGGACUCAUUGACAGUGGAGUCCUUGUUGGAACUCUUGGAUGAGGAAAGCUUAAGGAAAGAUACAGCCCUUCCUUCUCCAGAGUGGUCAUCUGAUCAUAUAGCACUUUUAGCUGAAUUUCGUUGCAAGCCUAGACCAAGACGUUGACAAUCCAGGUCUGGAGAUGCUGAAAUCAAUGGCUGGAGGAAAUGAAAGGAAUUAAGUAACUGUAAGAAUGGCGGAUCGAGUUCCAUGUGUUAUUUUCCAGGUAUCUCAUAGUGGGAUCCUUGCUAUGAUCUGCUUUGUAUCAUGCCACCUUUUCUCAUAGAAAAGUUAUGUUAUGCCUUAUUCAAUCAAUUUUCUUUUUCUUUGCUGAUAGAAAAUGCCCGCUGGCUUAGUGUAUGUCAUUGUCCUGUACUUUAAGCUCUCGCUGCAUAGCAAGUGGUUAGUGGCAUGCGAAUGAAUGCCUCUUUAGUUUUGGGUUCAAUGAUCCUUUGUUUCACUUCUUUUCUUAUUUUAUGGCCAGCUGAAAGGAAUAAAAUUUUGAAGUUUUUAACCUCGUAUUAGAGUAUUUUAAA
Jatropha curcas is the source of this 2781-nucleotide messenger RNA. RefSeq names its product carbon catabolite repressor protein 4 homolog 1. Gene Ontology annotation, molecular function: 3'-5'-RNA exonuclease activity. Lineage: Eukaryota; Viridiplantae; Streptophyta; Magnoliopsida; Malpighiales; Euphorbiaceae. The record is from RefSeq and is a predicted model, not a curated record.